Molecule: messenger RNA, 2306 nt
Organism: Populus nigra (black poplar)
Lineage: Eukaryota; Viridiplantae; Streptophyta; Magnoliopsida; Malpighiales; Salicaceae
Product: LEAF RUST 10 DISEASE-RESISTANCE LOCUS RECEPTOR-LIKE PROTEIN KINASE-like 2.4
Exons: 8
Coding region: 20-2248 (742 amino acids)
Biological process (GO): protein phosphorylation
Molecular function (GO): polysaccharide binding; protein kinase activity; ATP binding
Source: RefSeq, a predicted model, not a curated record
CCCUGCAAGUUUUUUCUUGAUGUUGAGUGGAAUAUCAAAGCACCUUUUCGGUGCAUAUCCAGCCCUUCUUCUUCUAGUCCUCCUAGCCGGCCACCAGAGUUGCAGUGCUAGCAAGAACAGUACUGUUGCCUGUGCUCCAUCUUCUUGUGGCAACAUCCAUAAUAUUAGCUAUCCUUUUCGACUAAGUACCGAUCCCAAUAGCUGCGGCAACAAAAAAUAUGAGCUUAUUUGUGAAAACAACCGCCCAACUUUAUACUUAAAUAAGGAGGUAAAAUAUUACGUCCAGGCAAUCGAUUACAGCAACUUCACGAUUCGACUUGUGGAUGCUGAUGUUCAGAAGGAUGAUUGCUUCUCUAUCCCUCGUCAUUCUUUAAUCCGCGAUCAUUUCUUCUACAACAGUGAUUAUUAUCUUCCAGAUGAAAUAUCAACUUUUGUUUUUAUGAGUUGCCGAAAUCCAAAACUGAUCAGUCCUUCAUACAAUAUUGUGGAUGCUUCUUCAUGCAAAAAUGGUAGUACUCUUUUUAAUUCGACGUCUAAUAUUUCUUCUCCGAGUUCCCAGAAUUAUUCCUAUGUCUUUAUUGCCUCUUCCGAUUACUAUGACUCUAUUGGUUAUCAUCGCUUGAGGGACAUACCGAACUCGUGCCGUGUAAAUUUGAUGUAUCCCGCGUCUUUCACUUUUGAUCAGCCGAAAAAUUGGACCAAUAUUAUUUCCUAUAAAGAUGUCCAUGAUAGUAUUGUAUAUGGGUUUGAUCUUUCAUGGUCUAGGGCCUGUUGUGAUUUUCUGAAAGAGAACCCCUGCAAACUUGAUGAAGCCGACAAAAACAAGUAUUGCGAUGUAGGAUUAAGCGUUGCUCCAAUCCGAGUUGCAAUAGGUUUUCUGGCUAAUCAGAUACUCAAUUAUAUUGUUGUAUGGCCGCUAAACAAGUAUUCACGAGCUGGCAGUUGGAUAACAUAUCGAAGCUCGGGCCAACCGCGAUUGGAAUUCCGCUAUUCUAAAUACGGACAAUAUCCUGAUAAUUAUACCACGAAGACCAUCUCUUCGGAUGCACUAAGCAUUCUCAUAGUUUUGCUCUAUACACUACUUGUGCUACUUGUGCUCAUCGGGAUAUAUCAUACAUUAUUAUUCGUUUGUGGGCUUCCAUGUCUCAUAACCUUAUUGAUCUACAAAUGGCAAAGAAGACAUUUAUCCAUGUAUGGUAACAUUGAAGAAUUCUUGCAAAGUCAUGAUCAUAAUCUCACGCUUAUAAGGUACUCUUACUCAGAGAUUAAAAAGAUAACUUGUGGAUUCAAUGACAAGUUAGGUGAAGGAGGUUAUGGCUCAGUGUACAAAGGAAAGCUUCGUAGUGGUCGUUUUGCGGCCGUAAAAAUUUUGCGCAAAGAAAAAGCUAAUGGGCAAGAUUUUAUCAAUGAAGUUGCCACCAUUGGAAGAAUUCACCAUUGCAACGUGGUGCAGCUCAUAGGCUUUAGUGUUGAAGGCUUGAAGCAUGCCCUUAUAUAUGAGUUCAUGCCUAAUGGAUCUCUUGAAAAGUAUAUAUUUUUUAGGCAAGGUAGCAUACCGCUGAGUAACCAGAAAAUAUAUGAAAUUUCUCUUGGGGUGGCUCGUGGCAUUGAAUAUCUACAUCAAGGUUGUGACAUGCAGAUUUUGCAUUUUGAUAUCAAGCCUCACAACAUUCUUCUCGAUGAAAAUUUCAUUCCAAAGGUCUCAGAUUUUGGACUUGCAAAAUUGUAUCCAACUAAUAAUAGCGUUGUGUCCCUUACUAUGGCUAGAGGAACGAUGGGAUACAUGGCUCCUGAGUUAUUUUACAAAAGUAUCGGAGCCGUCUCUUACAAAGCCGAUGUCUAUAGUUUUGGGAUGUUGUUGAUGGAAAUGGUUGGGAGAAGGAAAAAUCUGAAUGCAUUGGCAGAUCAUUCAAGUCAGAUGUACUUCCCUUCAUGGAUUUAUGACCAGGUUAAUGAAGGAAGGGAUAUACUUGAAGAUCAAGUGACAGAGCAGGAAAAGAACACAAUAAAAAAGAUGACUAUAGUGGCAUUAUGGUGCAUACAAUUAAAGCCUAUUGACCGUCCAUCAAUGCACAGAGUUGUACAGAUGCUUGAAGCAAAUAUUGAAUCUCUACAAAUACCUCCUAAGCCUUUUCUCGUUCCACAACAAACAUCAAAUGAUGAUAGGAUCAAUAUGGCUAAUCCAACAAGUUUAAGAGAUGCGUCGAAUGUUUGUAGCAUUGAUUCUUCAUAUCAGUUUGGUCGUUGAUAUAAAUACUCUUGUAUGUUUGUUUGUUUAAGUAAUAUGUUAAUUUUGUAUGCCUUAA